Molecule: messenger RNA, 834 nt
Organism: Hirsutella rhossiliensis
Lineage: Eukaryota; Fungi; Ascomycota; Sordariomycetes; Hypocreales; Ophiocordycipitaceae
Exons: 2
Coding region: 1-834 (277 amino acids)
Source: RefSeq, a predicted model, not a curated record
AUGACCCUCCCGGCGCAAGGCAAGGAGGUGUACAUCACCAAGCUCAAGGAGAGCUUGGACUGGACCCCCUGGAUCAGGGGAAUCAAGUCUCUUGCGGUCACGCAUGAGGUCUGGGAUUACGUUGAUCCCGAUGGAACCUCGGUGUUGAAGGAACCCGCAGACCUUAGCUGGAGCGACGCUGUUGAGUCCAUUGGGCCAAAGCCCCUGAGAGCAGCCUUCGAGAAUGAGGCCAGGUUCAGGGAGGCCAAGGAAGAUUACGUCGAAAGUCUCCAGGAAGCUAGGGAGGAAUUCCGCCACCAGGAAAAAGUCAACUUGAAGCAAUACGAUCGGUACAAGGCUAGGAAUAAAGCCCUACAGCAGAUUCAGGAAGCUAUCAAGAACUCAAUCAGUGAGGGACUCCAAGGGGAGACCCUCCUACAGCUGACAGCUCGAGACAAGAUUCGAGAGCUUCGUCAGAAGGUUCUCCCCUCUAUUGAGGAAGAGAAGACCCUCAUCGAUGACCGCUAUCAGCAGGUUAUCAAUAAGAAAGGGGUCCGCGACUGGAAGGUUUGGGCCGACCAGCUGGACCAAGUUAUCCUUGAUUCAAGGGAUCUGAAGGUCUCCACGAUCAACGAUACGAAAGUUAGGCAGGACUUCCUCAAGGCCCUCGAGGAUUGGGAUGUCACAUGGGCCUCGAACGUACGACUUCAAAAGGGAGGUUGGGAUCAGGAAAAAGGGGAAGCCAACAAAGACCGUCAAUCAAGCAGGCCAAACGCCUACAACAACAACAACAGGGGCCGGGACCACCCGGAAAAAGUGUCCAGCCUGUGGAAGCCACGUCGUCAAGAAAGAUGA